AUGCUCAUUCUAGGCAGAUAUCCCCGAAAGAAAAAGGGAUCGGCUCGAACAUCCACAACGCCGGCGGCAAAUGCGUCGGAUUCCCGAGUCAUUCAGCGUCAAUUUCCAUUACCCGGACAGGGCUCUCAGUAUCCAGCUCGUCCCGUAACAGCAGAGGAUGCGAUCCAUAAAACCGUGUUCCUCGGCGAGUCAAGUCCUCUCACCUGCGUUGUGGAUGAAGGGCAACGAUCCCCAGACAAGGGGUAUGCAUGCAGUAUCCAAAAAGGCCGACUGCACUACUCCAUUUCUGAGAUGAGUGGAGCAAGUGAGAAUAGCCAGAAUUCACUUGGCCCUCGCAAACUGAUACAUGAUCGUCUUACCCGCGAAGGGGCUCUCGUAUUCCCGUCGCCUGCUGUCUGCGACGCGUUACUUCAAGCAUAUUUUGACUGGCUCCACCCAUGUUUUCCAAUUCUUGACCGGACAGAUCUGCAAAGUCACUAUCAAGAUGGCACAUUAUCACCUUUGCUUUUCCAGUCAAUGCUCUUCAUUGGGGUGAGCCUAUGCUCAGAUACAGCGUUGGACACCACAGGCUUUAAUAAUCGCUACCAAGCCAAGGAAGUAUUUUAUCAACGAGCAAAGGAUGUUUAUGAUUCCGGAUGGGAGACCGACACAAUCAUAAAGUUGCAAUCGUUGUUUCUCCUGAGCUUUUGGCGUGGAAGCCCAAACGAAGAACGUGAUGUUCGUUUUUGGCUUGGAGCUGCCAUCGGCCUUGCUCAAAAAAAGGAAUGCAUGUCUAAAUUGUCCUUCCUCAAUGCCAAAGACCAAAAGAUUUGGAAACGGAUCUGGUGGGCUUUAUAUGUCCGUGAUCAACAAACAUCUGCAGCGUUAGGGCUGCCACCUCGAAUACGUGAUGAAGACUGCCAAAUCGCUGAUCUUGAAGUCGCAGACUUUGAGGAUAAAGAGCCGAUGGGGCCUCCUGGAAUAUUCCGCACACCUCCAGGAGUCCACAUUCCCUACGUUAUUGGAAUGGCUCAACUGGCUAGGCUAUUGCGGGAAAUAGUCUGCAGCCAAUAUCUGCCUGGUCGACCGAAGUUGGAUAAUGAAGCUCGACCAAUGCUCCGUCAACGCUUGGUUGACUGGGAGUCGCAGCUCCCGAAAGAAAUGCAAUUUCAAAUGCCCAUGAGCAGAGAGGCGAUGUUCCUGGUUGGCAUGCUUCACAUGGCGUACAACAACUUGUACAUUCUCCUCUACCGACCCCUUUUCCUCCAGCCCCCAGGCCAAUCAAUCAACCCGGAAGGAAACGUCGCCCUGGAAGCAGCAACACGAAGCACCCGCAUUUUAGAGGACAUGCUCUCAGAAAGCCUGGUCCAACAUGGAUCAGUUCACCUAAUCACCCACACCUUCUCGGCUUUAUGUAUACAUACCAUUCAUUUUGGACGGGCCACGGGUACAGCCCGAAAGUUAGCAGAACACAGGGCAAAAUUAUGCCUAUUGGGUUUGAAGGAAUUACAGAAAUCAUGGGACUUGGAGAACUGGGUUCUGGAUCUUUUCUUCCGGUGCUUGGAUGAUCGUACUGCUCGCGAUCUUCGAUUAGCCGAUCCUUCAAUGCCGUUAUUCAUACCACAGGGAGGCGGCGGUCGAAAUAUUGAGGAGAUGUUGUCACCUGUGUCUCCUGCUAGUGGUUUAUCUAAACCUCUCUCUCCCCACGCAGCGGGCGAUCCCUUACACACCCCUAACACGAUGCCUCACCAUAACCCCGGAGAAGAGGCAGCAAUCAAUAUGGACUGGUAUGAACUGUUCAACGUGGAGGGUGACGAUGUUAUGGGCCUUGCUGGCUCAUUAUCAAACCCGGACUAUUUGAACCCGCAGAAUCUCGAAUUUCUCUAUCGGUUCCUAUAG
Molecule: messenger RNA, 1878 nt
Organism: Penicillium concentricum
Lineage: Eukaryota; Fungi; Ascomycota; Eurotiomycetes; Eurotiales; Aspergillaceae
Product: fungal specific transcription factor domain-containing protein
Exons: 6
Coding region: 1-1878 (625 amino acids)
Biological process (GO): DNA-templated transcription
Molecular function (GO): DNA binding; zinc ion binding
Source: RefSeq, a predicted model, not a curated record